CGUGUACCCCGAAGAAUAUGGGGUAAAUCGGUCGCUAGCAUUUUCCACCAUUUUUCUCGGGUUCCAAGUAAACCCAGAGUCUUCUGCAAAUGGGAACUGGGCAUUCCUGUACAGGAGAACUCACAAGGAUAAAGUCAGAGCCGCCCUGGUACUAGUGGAUUGCGACGUCACAAAAUAGAAAAUCGGGUUGCACUGGUCCAAUGGCAACCAAGUGCGCCUCACAAUCUGGUAGGACCACUACCACUCUACGCACUUCAAACAUACUAUCUAAGGCUAUAAAAUCCCCCUGAAAUCAUCAGGACUGUCAUCCAUUGCAAUUGCAGAGCACAACAUUUGUGCAAUAGAGAUGGAGAUAAACAUGAGAUUGCUGGGCUAUGUUGCACUGGUCGUGAUGUCAGUUUACUUAAUUUACAGAAGAUUUCGGCCAUCAAUGAAGUUACCGCCGGGUCCUCGCGGAUGGCCUGUAAUUGGACACCUGCAUCAUCUGGGCAGUCUGCCUCACAGGUCGCUGGAUCGACUCUCCAAGAAGUAUGGCCCGCUCAUGUACAUCGAGCUGGGUUCAGUCCCCUGCAUCGUUGGAUCCUCAGCCGAAAUGGCCCGAGAAAUCUUGAAGACGAACGACGUUACUUUCGCCUCGCGCCCCAGGAUCGCUGCGGGGAAAUACACUGUGUACAAUUACUCUGACAUAACAUGGUCGCCCUAUGGAGAGCAUUGGCGGCUGGCCAGAAAGAUCUGCCUCAUGGAGCUCUUCAGUGCUAAGCGCCUUGAAUCGUACGAGUAUAUCCGAGUGGAGGAGGUGGCUCGCAUGGUGGCCUCUGUUUUCAAAAGCUCUGCCGCCGCUAAGCCUGUCGAGCUCCGGGAAGAGACCUCGUCCGUGAGCAACAACAUUAUUUCGAGGAUGGUUAUGGGGAAGCGCUACUUGGAUGAGAAUGGCGGUAACAAGAUCGAGCCCCAUGAGUUUAAGGAUAUGCUGGAGGAGCUUUUUGUGCUCAAUGGCGUUUUUAACAUUGGAGACUACAUUCCUGCCCUGAGCUUCCUUGAUCUGCAGGGCUAUGUCCGACGGAUGAAGAAGCUCAGCCGACGAUUUGAUGUCUUUCUGGAGGAGGUGCUUGAGGAGCAUGACCAGCGGCGGAGGAGCGUGCCUGAUUAUGCGCCUGCUGAUAUGGUGGACGUCUUGCUGCAACAGAGUGAUGAUCCUGCAAACAAUCUUACCAGGAACAGAGUCAAGGCCUUCACUCAGGACAUGAUAGCCGGCGGAACAGAGAGCUCUGCUACACUUGUGGAAUGGGCGCUGUCAGAGCUUCUUAAAAAGCCUGUAAAAAUGGCAAAGGCAAACGAAGAAAUGGACAGAAUAGUGGGAAAAGAAAGAUGGGUGCAAGAGAAAGACAUUGUUGAGAUGGAAUACCUGCAAGGUAUAGUGAAAGAAACGAUGAGGCUGCACCCAGUUGCCCCCAUGCUGGUUCCUCAUCUUUCCACUCAGCACUGCAAAAUUGGAGGGUACGACAUCCCUGCCAACACCAUAACAUUCGUGAAUGUGUGGACAAUCGGCAGAGACGAAACACUGUGGGAAAAGCCCGAGGAAUUCAGGCCAGAGAGGUUUGAGGGCAGCAGCUUGGACGUGAAGGGCAGAGAUUACGAGCUGCUGCCAUUCGGGUCGGGCAGAAGGAUGUGUCCAGGGGCCAGUCUGGGUCUGAAAGUGGUUCAGCUGGGCCUCGCCAAUCUUCUCCAUGGCUUCCACUGGCGCCUUCCUGCGAACCAGAGCCCCCAAGACUUGGAUUUGACAGAGACGUAUGGCCUCUCCACACCCAAAGCAGAGCCUCUUGUUGCCAUGGCAGAGCCUCGACUGCCUCAUCAUCUCUAUCGUUUCCCUUAAGCCCGAUUUCAUCUAUAUUAGCCUUCAAAAUAUAGAAUCUUAUAGCCUUCUAAUCUUCCAGGGGCAUCUUCUCGCCAUUCAGAGGCCCCAAGACUCGGAAAUGAUCGAGACCUCCUGUCAAACCCUCUCUAACCUCCUUAUCUCUUAUCAUUUUCCAGAUUUCCCUGCUAGCUUCUAAAGCACAUUAUUUUUACUUUCUAGUUUCAAAAAUUAUGAUUUUGUGGAAUCUGUGGUAAGAAGCAGGCAGAUGUAUGUUGUGGAUUGAAAUAAGUUAAUGGUUCUUAUAUAUUAAAAAUAUGAUGUAAUUUUAUAUAUUGUGUUCUAUCAAUGAAAAAAGUCAUAUUGUUUC
Molecule: messenger RNA, 2222 nt
Organism: Cryptomeria japonica (Japanese cedar)
Lineage: Eukaryota; Viridiplantae; Streptophyta; Pinopsida; Cupressales; Cupressaceae
Product: trimethyltridecatetraene synthase
Exons: 2
Coding region: 347-1873 (508 amino acids)
Molecular function (GO): monooxygenase activity; heme binding; oxidoreductase activity, acting on paired donors, with incorporation or reduction of molecular oxygen
Source: RefSeq, a predicted model, not a curated record